CGGGCUCCCGCGAGAUUUGGCGGCAACACCCGAAGCGGCCGCGCUAAUCUCGCGAGAUGAAGAGGAGGAAGCCACGCUGGCCUGGGUCGCUCCUUUUGGUCCCGUAGGAUUGAAGCGCUGCUGAAGGGAGAGAAGGGCGGCCCAUACGAACUGGCAGCCAUGGCAUCCUUCACUUGCAUCACCUGCCGCGUGUCUUUCAAGGACGCUGAGGUUCAGCGCGCGCACUACAAGACCGACUGGCACAGGUAUAACCUGAAGCGGAAAGUGGCCGAGAUGCCUCCUGUUACUGCUGAGAACUUCCAGGAGAGGGUCCUGGCCCAGCGAGCGAGUCUGGAGGAGCAAAGCAAGGCCACCGCUACUUACUGCACAGCUUGCAGCAAGAGAUUCUCCAACUUCAAUGCUUACGAGAACCACCUGAAAUCCAAGAAGCAUUUGGAGCUUGAAAAGAAAGCUGUCCAAGCUGUUAGCAAGAAGGUGGAACUCUUGAAUGAGAAGAACCUGGAGAAAGGCCUUGCCGAAGAGAACAUCGACAAAGACGCCAUGAACACGGCUAUUCAGCAAGCCAUCAGAGCACAGCCAUCUUCAUCUCCGAAGAAAGUUGCCACGUUGCCUGGUACCACCCCGGCUUCGUCUGUUGCUGUGGAAAGUAACAGUUCCGUACGGAGAAAAGAGCAUGCAGAAAAGCCUCCCCGGCUACAGUGGUUUGAACAGCAGGCCAAGAAGUUGACAAAAGAGGAUGAAGGGGAGGAGGAGGAUAUGGAGGAAGGCUGGGAAGAUGUAGACUCUGAUGAAGAGUUAGACUCUGAAGAAGAGGAGACUGAAACAAUUCCAGAUGAAGCAGAAGCGGGAGCAUCUGAGCAAAAUCACCCUACUCCUGAUGCAAUCCCAGUAACAGACUGCUUAUUCUGUUCUCACCAUUCAAGCUCUCUCAUGAAGAAUGUGGCUCACAUGACAAAAGUCCACAGUUUUUUUAUUCCAGAUAUAGAAUAUCUUGUAGAUCUCAGAGGACUGAUAAAGUACUUGGGAGAGAAGGUUGGAGUUGGGAAGGUCUGCCUAUGGUGCAAUGAGAAGGGAAAAUCCUUUUACACAACAGAGGCUGUGCAAGCGCACAUGAAUGACAAAAGCCACUGCAAACUCUUUACAGAGGGGGAUGCUGCUCUGGAAUUUGCAGACUUCUAUGAUUUCAGAAGCACUUACCCUGACUAUCAGGAAGGUGAAGAUGUAGAGAUGCCUGAUGAACUGCCAUCAGAGAAGAACUUGGAAUAUGAUGAUGAAUCUAUGGAGUUGAUUUUACCUUCUGGUGCUAGGAUUGGUCACCGUUCCUUGAUGAGAUAUUACAAGCAGCGGUUUGGUUCCUCAAGAGCUGUUGCAGUUUCAAAAAAUAAACAGGCGGUGGGCAGAGUGUUGCAACAGUACAGAGCUCUUGGCUGGACAAACAGCACCGGGGCAGCACUGGCUCACGAACGUGACAUGCAGUAUCUCCAGAGGAUGAAAGCAAAGUGGAUGCUGAAGACUAGCAUGCAGAAUAAUGCCACCAAGCAAAUGCACUUCCGCAUGCAAGUCAGGUUCUGAGAGAACCUAAUGAGAAUGCAUCAAAGCAUGAGCUUGCCUUUUUCUUUUGGCAAGAGAAUGGACAACAAAACUGUGAUACUGAAGAGGAGACUCAUACCUUACUAGUGGCUGCACAUAUGGUGCUAUUUCAAAAUCUUUUCAAAGUUCAAUCAAAUGUCACUUGUCAGACUUCAAACCAAUAAAAUGGCUUUACAUCAAAAACGUAUUGCUGGAUAAUCAUGGAUACAGCUUCUCAAGUAUGUAGCAUGUAAUUUACUGUGUAAAGCAAGGAUAGAAAUUGUGUGGCCCUCCAGAUAUUUUUGGACUGCAGCUUUGAUUAGUCCUAGCUGGCAUAGUCAUUGGUGAGGAAUGCUGAAGUUGGAGUCUCAACCACAUCUGAAAGUCUAUCCAGUUCCCACUCCUACAAUAAGGCUACAUUUUUAGUAUUUGCAUGGCACUGCAAACACUUCCAAAUUCUUCACAUACGCUAAAGCUUUUUUUUGGUACGUAGAUAGUGUUUGUUUUUGUUGUGUGCCUUCAAGUCGUUUCCAAGAACACGCCAUGCUAGGGUACCCAUAAAUCAGAAAGGCCAACCCUAUCACAGGGUUUUCUUGGCAAGAUUUGUUCAGAGAGAGGUUUGCUUUUGCCUUCCUCUGAGGUUGAGAGAAUGUGACUUGUCCAAGGUCACCCAGCAGUAUUCCCCCAUAUUUCAGAGAGAGUUGCUGCAGAGAUAGGAAUUUGCAUAAAGCCACCUAUCUGCAAGUUUACCUAGAAGAAUUUUGAACUUUCCAACUCAGCUACUUGUGUUCAAUGCUAAAUCAAUUGUCUCUAUUAGUGAACAGUAUGUGAAGGAGACUUUUCAAUAGAUUAAUGGAUAUAGGACCUAUGAUACAGGUUCCUUAGUGGGAUCGGGCUAGAUAUCUACUGAUUCCUGACUUCCAAAUGUAGAUCUUUCAGUAGUGAUAAUGCUUCAGUGUUAACUUAGUGUAAGACCCAUCAAUAUCAAGUAAUAUAUAAAAAUGAAAAACAAGAUGUUACUGUGGCCACUCUCAGCAGCCAGUAAUGUCACUGGUAACCACCUUGAAACCAUGUUUUGUAUCCAUAAACCAUGUGGACAAAGCUCAUCUGUUUUAAGUUAAUGGUACCCUGUGAGACACCAAGGUGGCAAACAUGUUUUCCUCACUGGUCAUGUUGAUUUUCUUUUCUGUCAACUUUCUUGUAAGCAUGUGUUUCCACUAAUGCUAUAGCCUUGCAGCCAUAUCCUAAAGUGCAUCUAAGGUCAUUCUUGUUGUGUCAUUGCUUGCAGUUUCCCUUCUGUUGUUCUAAUACUAUGCAGCAGAGUUGAGAUUCAGACAUUUGAUCGGAGUAGGGUAGCCUUUAGAUGGUUAACUGAUGUAUGCAAACUCACCUGACUCACUUAAAAUACUCCAAAUAUGCCACUUCACUCACUGGAAGAUCCUGCACAAUGCUCACUGAUAAUACUAUUGAACAGAAGCAGGCAUCUUGGAGGAGCAGUUUGCAAUUGAUAACAGAUCUGGCAUCAUAAAAAGUGACCUUUCUAACUGUCACAUCAUUGUGCAUACAAUUAACAUUUGUCACACUCAAAAUCGUACCUCUCAACAGGAUGAAAACAAGGAGGAAGCAAAUGAGUAACAGAUGAACACAAUGCUGGGUCAUCAUCUU
This is a messenger RNA of Sceloporus undulatus (fence lizard), 3234 nucleotides long. RefSeq names its product zinc finger protein 622 (gene ZNF622). The record is from RefSeq and is a predicted model, not a curated record. The transcript is spliced from 7 exons. Gene Ontology annotation, molecular function: zinc ion binding; nucleic acid binding. Gene Ontology annotation, cellular component: preribosome, large subunit precursor. The coding region runs from base 160 to 1572 and encodes 470 amino acids. Gene Ontology annotation, biological process: ribosomal large subunit biogenesis. NCBI's taxonomy places the organism in Eukaryota, Metazoa, Chordata, Lepidosauria, Squamata, Phrynosomatidae.